AUGGACAUCCUCCCGGCCUUCCUCAAGGGCGUCAGGGAACACGUCGUCGCGGGCGACGGCGAGACCCUGAGCCAGUGGCUCCUGGCCGAGCCGGACUCGCCACCUGUCUACUUCGCCCUGGGCCAGGAGCUGCGAAGGAGGUACCCCAAGGCCGGGUCCGCACUGCGGACCCUAAUAGAGAAGAGCCUGCCCGAGGACGAUGAGCCGCCAGAGAGCGGCAACACCCCCUGGGGCGGCUUCCACGCCUUCGUCCACGAGUUCCUGGUCUACUGGCGCGACGUCAACUUUGGGGACCUCAUGGACGUCCACGAGCGGCUGCUCGCCUUGUCCACAGCAUGCGUGUCCGCGCUCAAGCACCCGGGCCAGGGCAGCCUCAUGGUGCAGACGAGCGUGUCGUACGCGCAGUCCAUGGUCAAGCUGGUCGCCGUGCUCAAGUCGCGCCCGGACCUGACCACGGCCGCGGGCGGCAAGAGCGCGGGCGACGAGGAGGAGGUGAGGACAUUUGUCGACGACGUCUUCGACCUCAUCAACGGCAUCUUCAACAACUGCGCCCUGGACCGCGCGCCCCUGCAGCCCGGCAACAAGAAGUCGGUCGUGUAUCUGGUCGGCGCCAUGGCCUUUCGGUUGCUAUUGGUUACGGGAAAGCCGCUGACGGCCUGGACCCUCAUCACGGGCGCCGAGCGCGCCCCGGCCCUCUCGCUCUUCCCGGCCGCCCAGCGCGUGACCUGGCUGUACUAUCUCGGCGUCGUCAUGUUCCAGAACGACCACUACCCGCGCGCCGUCUCCGCCCUGUCGUCGGCCUACCGCCAGCUGCCGCCGUCGCUGACCAAGCAGCGCCGCCUCGUGCUCACCCACCUGAUCCCCGCCAACAUCCUCUCGGGCCGCCUGCCCUCGGCCGAGCUGCUCGCCCGGCCCGAGGCCCGACAGCUCGCCCCCGUCUUCCGCCCCUUGGUCGCCGCCAUCCGCAAGGGGAACUUUGUCGCCUUCCAGCACGCCAUCGCGGCACGCCAGGACUGGCUGCUAGAGCGCGGCCUGCUGUUCCCGCUCAUGUACCGCGCCCGCCCGCUGCUCUGGCGCUCGCUCACCCGCCGCGUCUUCGUGCUCACCUACGUGCCCGACGCGGACACGGGCGGUUCGAGCCGCAAGGCCGUCACUUUGGAUAUAAACGCCGUCCACGUAGCGGCAACCUACCAACAGCGCCUCCUCGAGGGCUACGUCCCAGCCGCCCCGCACAGGGGUAGUGGCAGCAGCCACUUUGGCGGCGGCGGCGCCAACCCGCUCCUCAUGCGCGCCCUGGCCAACAACACGCCCCAGCCUCCCCCGGGCACGACGCUCGUGCCGGGGCCGGGCGCCGGGGCCGGCGGGCGGCGGUGGCGGCUGCGCGCGCACGAGGGCCUGCUGUGGGGCAACCUGCCCGCCGCCUACGAGCACGUCGAGGAGGCCGUCAUGGGCCUGGUGGCCCAGGGGCUCGUCAACGGCUACGUCUCGCACUCGGCCCGCAAGCUCGCCAUCCAGGGCGCCCGCGCCGCGGGCGACGCCGGGCCCGCCCUCGCCGGCUGGCCCGCAAACGUGGCCGACAUCAUCGCGGCCAGGAUCGAAGAGUCGGGCGUCGACACCGAAUGGGUUCCCGGCUGGGUCAAGUGA
Gaeumannomyces tritici R3-111a-1 is the source of this 1644-nucleotide messenger RNA. RefSeq lists its product as hypothetical. The record is from RefSeq and is a predicted model, not a curated record. Bases 1 to 1644 code for a protein of 547 amino acids. Gene Ontology annotation, biological process: post-transcriptional tethering of RNA polymerase II gene DNA at nuclear periphery; transcription elongation by RNA polymerase II; poly(A)+ mRNA export from nucleus. Gene Ontology annotation, molecular function: RNA binding; double-stranded DNA binding. Gene Ontology annotation, cellular component: transcription export complex 2. The transcript has 4 exons. NCBI's taxonomy places the organism in Eukaryota, Fungi, Ascomycota, Sordariomycetes, Magnaporthales, Magnaporthaceae.